AUGCAAAACCACGGAGUUGACAUCAUUGCCAUCUCUGGACUUGGCGGACACGCGUUUGGGUCAUUUAAAGAGCCGGGAGGAGAGCAUAUUUUUCAGAAUCUGGAAGACCUUGGAACUUCCCUUCAUUCUGACCUUCGAGCGCUCAUAUCUUAUGGUUCGUUCAAGCCUAUUGUAUUUAUUGCCCAUAGCUUAGGCGGAUUAAUCGUCAAACAGUUCCUCAUAUCACUUUCAAAGUCAAUGAAUGAUGUGGACCAGAGGCUAAGAAGUGCAAUUUAUGGCAUUGCAUUUUUUGGAGUCCCUCAUGACGGCAUGGAUAUUCGAUCUCUCAUUCCUAUGGCUGGAGACGGGCCAAAUCGAUUUCUGUUAGAAUCUAUUGGAUUUAAUAAUUCACAGAUCCUCAAUAUCCAGCAACGUGAAUUCUCAGAUGCGUUAGGCGUCAAUCACGAGUUCGAGAUUAUUUCAUUCUACGAAACCCGCUUGUCGCCAACUGCAUUACGGGAUAAUAAAAGCGGUAAAUGGACGAUGUCAGCAGAACCAGCCGUCUUGGUAUCUAAGGCGUCUGCCACACAUUGCCGGCCUUGGGAGGACGGACCUGAACACAUUUGCGCCAUUAAUCGUACACACUCAGAAAUGGUCAAGUUCAGCCAGGAAGACUCCGAGUAUGAGAAAGUUCUCGGUAGAAUUAAGAGCCUCACUCGGCGUGCGAUUAAAACGCGAAGGGGUAUGUGA
This is a messenger RNA of Trichoderma breve, 729 nucleotides long. RefSeq lists its product as uncharacterized. The record is from RefSeq and is a predicted model, not a curated record. The coding region runs from base 1 to 729 and encodes 242 amino acids. The transcript has 6 exons. Lineage: Eukaryota; Fungi; Ascomycota; Sordariomycetes; Hypocreales; Hypocreaceae.